GUGCCGGGGGCGGGGCGCGUCACGUGCCGCCGGGGCCGUUCCGUCGCUCAGGGCUGCGGCUCGCCGGAGCGCCGCUGGCCCCACCAUGAUCAAAGCCAUCCUCAUCUUCAACAACCACGGCAAGCCGCGGCUCUCCAAGUUCUACCAGCGCUACAGUGAAGAUACACAGCAACAAAUUAUCAGAGAAACCUUCCACUUAGUAUCCAAACGUGAUGAAAAUGUCUGUAAUUUUCUAGAAGGAGGCUUAUUAAUAGGUGGAUCUGAUAACAAGCUGAUUUACCGACACUAUGCCACCUUGUAUUUUGUGUUUUGCGUGGAUUCUUCAGAAAGCGAGCUUGGCAUUUUAGACCUGAUACAAGUAUUUGUGGAAACACUAGACAAAUGUUUCGAAAAUGUCUGUGAGCUGGAUUUAAUUUUCCAUGUAGACAAGGUCCAUAAUAUAUUGGCUGAAAUGGUUAUGGGUGGAAUGGUUCUGGAGACCAACAUGAAUGAAAUUGUCACUCAGAUUGAUGCUCAGAAUAAACUGGAAAAAUCUGAGGCUGGUUUAGCAGGAGCUCCAGCCCGGGCUGUUUCAGCUGUAAAGAAUAUGAAUCUGCCAGAGAUCCCAAGAAAUAUUAAUAUUGGUGACAUCAGUAUAAAAGUGCCAAACCUGCCCACUUUUAAAUAACAUGGCUACUCCAGCAACAGUCUUUAACACCAUUCUGCAUGAGCAAGCGGAUCAGACCAGAUGAUCUCUGAAAGUCUCUGCCAACCUCAACCAUUCUCUGAUUCCAUGUUAAAAUGUGCAAUGUAAAUAAGCAAGCAGAUGUUCAGAAUUCCCCCCUCUCUUUUCCUGUUGAAAAUCUACUGUCUUAGUUCUAUGAUUAUUUGGACCCAUUCCUGGAAAUCUUUUUAAGUUAAAAAUUCCGGUAAUGCUGUCUUGCUGCUUGUUAUCCUCAUUCAUUUGCAGCUGGAAACAAAAGUGCCUUGCUGACACUUACAAUACAGAUUAACAGCGACUUUAAAUGCCUGUGACUUCAGCUGUACAUGUUCACACAAGAUGUUUUUAAUAGAAUGAGUUGGAAGCGACCUUACAGUCCAUAACACUGCCAGAGACAGCUCUGACAGUCACUAUCUCAGCCUGCCCAGAGCCCCAUCCAAUCCGGCUUUGAUCAAAUGCUUCCAGGGACAAGACAUCCACAGCCCCUCUGGGCAACCUGCACCAGCGCCUCACCACACUGAGUAAAGAAUUUCUUCCUAAUAUCAAGUCUAAACCUUCUUUUAGUUUAAAGCCACUACCUUUGUCUUAACACUACAUGCCUCUCCUUCUUUUUUGUAGACCCAUUAGGUACUGGAAGGCUGCAAUGAAGUAUCCCUGCAGCUUUCUCUUCUCCAGGCUUAACGAGCCCAGCUGCCUCAACCUUUCUUCAUAAGAGAGGUGAUUAAGCUGCUGACCUUUGCGGCUCUCCUCUGGAGCUGCUCCAACAGCUCCAUGUCUUUGUUAUGCUGCAGACGCUAGAGCUGAAUGCAGCACUCCAGGUAUGAUCUCACAAGAGUGGCAUAGAGAAUCAACUCCCUUGACCUGCUAGUUAGGUUUCUUUUCAUGCAGCUCAGGAUACAACUGCCUUUCUGGGCUGCAACUGUUCAUGUUGUUGUCUCAUGUUCAGUUUUUUGUCCACCAGUACCCUCAAACCUACCUCCUCAAGGCUGCUCUCCACCACUCACUGCCCAGCCUGUAUUCAUGUUUGGGAUUGCCCUGCAAUCCAGGUGCAGAGCCUGGUAUUUGACCUUACUGAGCUUGCAUUUGGUGCAUUUUGAGAGGGCUCACCUCUCAAGCCUGUCCUUGCCCCAUUGGAUGGCUUCAUUGUCCUUCAAUAUAUUGACUUCACCACUCAGUGUGCUAUUGAUCUCAAACUUGCUGAGGCUGCACUCAGUCCCACAGUACAUGUCACUGAGAAAGAUAUUGAAGGAACCAGCCUCAAUAAUGACCCUUAAGAAACAGCACCACUAGUCUCCUCCUUGAUACUGAGCUGUUCCCAAUGGUUUGAAUGCAGCAGCUCCACCUACCAUUUCUCUUAGGACCCUGUGUUGUACGUCAUUAAGUCCCACAGAUUUGCACACAUACAAAUUUCUUAGAUGAUAGUUUUGAAUGUGAUCUUCUCCUACAGCAGACAGUACUUCAUUUUUCCAUUCCAUGUAUUCAGGUGCUGUGAAUUGGGCACUGGUAGUAGUAAGGGAGCCAGCAUGGCAACGGAGAUGGCAAUAACAAUAAACACAGUUGUUGGACAACAGUCAGCUUGGUCCCAAUUUCACAGGGAUAGACACAAUGUUGAAAUGAAAUCACCGUUUCCCCAUGGUGAAGUCUUCUUUUCUCGUCUAUUAUGAUCACAGCACUUUAUUUUAGGGAUGAGACAAUGAAUUUGGGGAAAUUUGAGGUAAUCCUUGGGAUAUAAUCCAGUCUUUAUUGUUUUUACUACAUUCUACCCAUGGCAAACAACCACUGAGAUAUUUGAUUGGGUCCAAGAUUGUCAUUUUAUGAUGCAAUAAAAUAUGUUGAUGUAAUUGAAGCAUCUAUUGUGUGAGUAAAGGACAAGACGAUUAAGUUGUAAAAGUCGCAUGGUGACAGAAAUGUAGCUCAUUUACUUUUAUUUUUCUUUUUUAAAUGCAACAGUUGUGUUAACUAAUCUUUGGAAUCAUGCCCAGUUUGAGAAGUAAAAUUGAUCCAAGUGAGCAUACGCUCAUACAUAGUUGCUCUAUUCAGAAAUAAAAUUCUGCAUAGCUGCUUUUGGUCCAACAAAUUUGUUUGGGAUAUUCCCCUAGUAUUUUGUUUUUAGAAUUACAAUUUAGAAUUAUAUAAGCAAAU
Messenger RNA from Tympanuchus pallidicinctus (lesser prairie-chicken), 2842 nucleotides. RefSeq names its product adaptor related protein complex 3 subunit sigma 1 (gene AP3S1). Bases 86 to 667 code for a protein of 193 amino acids. The record is from RefSeq and is a predicted model, not a curated record. Gene Ontology annotation, biological process: Golgi to vacuole transport; intracellular protein transport. Lineage: Eukaryota; Metazoa; Chordata; Aves; Galliformes; Phasianidae. Gene Ontology annotation, cellular component: membrane coat; intracellular membrane-bounded organelle; AP-3 adaptor complex. The transcript has 7 exons.